CACCACAUAAACAUGGUAAAAACGCUUUCAUGUUUGUCACCGUUUCAUCUUGGAUCCGAGGACCCAGUGUUUGUGUAACAGCUUCACUGCCUCUGAUGAAACGCCAGGCGUGUUCUUUUCUUUUUUUUUUUGUUGAUUCAAGCAACAUGUCGCUGCAAACCUGGAUAAUUGAAGCCAGAAGACAAUCUUCCGCAUUCCUUGCGGUUUUAGCUACAGGGUAGUUAUUAAUACUGUGGGCGUCGAUAUAAUAAAAUACAGCUACUAAACCACAAGUAUGUUUUUAAAGGUGGUGCAACCUUCAAUCCUGAUUAACAAUUACAGGGAUGUGCAUUUCUGCCAUUCUACAAACCUGCAGCACCAUUUUCUACAUUCACCUACUGUCAGUUAUUAGUUCAAGCCUCCAUUUCUAUUCUGUGUUAACAGCUUGUCGUCUGCGUCAGUGUUAACAGGUUCACGUUCCUCAAACUCAACUGGUUUUCUCAAUAAAAACCUCGAAACCAGUUGUUUGAUAAAAUUUGGUUUCAAUCUCCUGUCACUUGACUUCCCUCUCGGUCUGAGUCAUCUGCUCAGACGUCUGUUUACAGUGAGCGGAGCUACAAGACUCAGCUGGAUUCAGAGUUGACUGGCCGGACACACACACACACGCUUCAUUGGAUCAUCAUGGACGUCUCCGAGGAAGACGACUACUUCUACCCCGAUAACGCCAGCUACAACCUCAGCUACGAGGACUACCCCAGCCUGUGUGAGAAGAGCGACAUCCGGUCCUUCGCCGCCGUCUUCCUCCCCGUCACGUACGCCGCGUGCCUGGUGGUGGGCGUGGCCGGCAACGCCGCGGUGGUGGCCGUCUACGCCUGCCACAAGCGCCCGAGGACCCUGACGGACGCGUUCCUCGCCCACCUGGCCGUGGCCGACCUGCUGCUGCUGCUCACGCUGCCCUUCUGGGCCGUGGACGCGGCGCGGGGCUGGGAGCUGAGCUCCGCGGCCUGCAAGCUGGUGUCGGCCUGCUACACGGUCAACUUCACCUGCUGCAUGCUGCUGCUGGCCUGCAUCAGCCUGGACCGCUGCCUGGCGGUGGCGAGGGCCCGGGGGGCGGCGCAGGGCGGGCGUCUGCAGGCGGCGUUCAGCAGGAGGCACUGCUGGAAGGUGUGUGCAGCCGUGUGGGCCACGGCCCUCACGCUCGGCCUCCCGGAUUUACGGUUCUCUCAAGUGGUGCGGUGGGAGGCCUUCAGGGACGUCUGCAUGGCCGUCUACCCUCCAUCCAUGGCUAAAGGCUGGAAAGCCGCCCUGGAGGUGGUGGAGGUUCUGCUGGGAUUCCUGCUUCCCCUGCUGGUCAUGGUGGUCUGUUACUGCAGCGUGGGCCGAGCGCUGAGGGGCCUCCCCACCGAGAGCAGGGGCAAGACGUGGAGGGCCCUGCGCGUCCUGCUGAUGGUAGUGGGGGCGUUCGUGGUCACGCAGCUGCCGUAUAACGCGGUGAAGCUCUACAGAGCCAUGGACUCGGUCUACGCCCUGGUGACCCACUGUGGGACCAGCAAAGUGCUGGACCACGCGGCUCAGGUGACGGAGAGCCUGGCUCUCACCCACAGCUGCCUCAAUCCCCUCCUCUACGCCUUCGCCGGCACCUCGUUCAGGCAGCACAUGAUGAAAGUGGCCAAGAGGUUUGGAGAAAGGGGGAGGAGGAGGAGGAGGGGGGGCGGCCCUGCAGUGGAGGAAGGGAUGGAGACGUCACUCAACUCUCACACGGCAUCUCAAGACACGUGCACAUUCUCCAUAUGAGCUGAUGUUCUAGUGAGAGCUGAUGGUUACAGUAGUUAACAUGUAAAAGAUCAGGUACAGUAGUUGUUGUGUGAUGAUGGGAGGACGGCGACAGAGGAAGCGUGUGUGAACGUCAUUAGGCCGUGGUUUUAUUCCCCAGGUCCUUUUACGUCAGAGGUGCCGGUUUGCUGAAACUUGUUUAUGCUUUGAGUGAUGCAUAAAAAAGGAAUCUGGCUUAAUUUUAGGUUUAACCAGAAUUUAUUUCUCGAGCCAAGACAAACAAUGUUUUGAUAAAUGUGUAUAUUUCACAAUACAGACACAAGUGAAUGUCUAAAGAAUCACAAGUCAAAUUGGGUUCAUUCUGAAGCAGCAAAGAGAUUUUAAAGUUGUAAGUGAGUUGUCAUUAAACUAGUUCUAAAAACCAAA
Molecule: messenger RNA, 2178 nt
Organism: Betta splendens (Siamese fighting fish)
Lineage: Eukaryota; Metazoa; Chordata; Actinopteri; Anabantiformes; Osphronemidae
Gene: ackr4a
Product: atypical chemokine receptor 4a
Exons: 2
Coding region: 661-1773 (370 amino acids)
Biological process (GO): chemotaxis; G protein-coupled receptor signaling pathway; immune response
Cellular component (GO): membrane
Molecular function (GO): chemokine receptor activity; chemokine binding; scavenger receptor activity
Source: RefSeq, a predicted model, not a curated record